This is a messenger RNA of Marmota flaviventris (yellow-bellied marmot), 2812 nucleotides long. RefSeq names its product taperin (gene Tprn). NCBI's taxonomy places the organism in Eukaryota, Metazoa, Chordata, Mammalia, Rodentia, Sciuridae. Gene Ontology annotation, biological process: sensory perception of sound; stereocilium maintenance; auditory receptor cell stereocilium organization. The record is from RefSeq and is a predicted model, not a curated record. Gene Ontology annotation, molecular function: phosphatase binding. Gene Ontology annotation, cellular component: stereocilium base.
CCGCGUACCUAGCAUGGCCGGCCUUGGGCGGCCGGGCCCAGGGCCGCGCGCAGCAAUGCCCGCCUGGAAGCGGGAGAUCCUGGAGCGAAAGCGGGCCAAAUUGGCUGCCCUGGGCACGGGUCCGGGGCCCGGCGCUGCGCCCGCGGGGCCGGACGAGCGCUUGGUGCUGGCGGAGAGCCUGGGCCCGCUGCGCGAGAACCCGUUCAUGCGGCUCGAGUCUGAGCGGCGGCGUGGGGCGCGGCCGGCGCAGCAGUUGCUGGAGCUGUACCGCCGUGUGCCGGGAGUGCGCACAAUCCGCGCCGACAACAUCCUCAUCAUCGAGUCGGCGCCCGGCUUCCCGCCCGCCGCGCCGCCGUCCGCCGGCAUCCGCGCCGCCGAGGUGCUGGUGUUCGAGGCGCCGCCGCCCGGCCGAGUCAGCCGCCUGCUCGAGAAGUUCGAUCCACCCGCCGCGCCCCGCCGCCGCGGGAGCCCCGAGCGCGCCCGCCCCGCCCCGCCGCCACCACCGCACACCGGGGUGCCCGCGCCCCCUGCCCGCCCUGCGCCCCCUGUUCAGCCGGUGCCCGCAGCUCCGCUCGCGGGCCGGCGAACUGCCUGUGGCGAGCCGGGGCGCCUCGGUGGCGGGGCCGGACCCGUGACCCGGCGCAGCGACUUUCUGAAGAAGACCGGCAGCAACUCCUUCACCGUCCACCCUCGAGGCCUGGCCCGCGGCGUGGGCACUCGCUCACUCUCCAACGGGCCCGCCGACCCCGACCCCCUCGCCGGCCCUGCCAACGGGCUCGCGAGCUCCCCAACUGCGCCGGGCGAGUGGAAGCCAAAGGUGGAGUCGGGGGAGCCCUCCCUCCACCCGCCCCCUAGCCCUGGGACCCCGAGUGCCACUACAGCCGCGCCCCCUGCCUUCUGCGCGCCCAGCUCUGCCAGUGCCACUUCCACUCCCAGCCACUGUCUGAGAGUCUCUGCUGCCGCUAGCGCCAACAGCUCCUUCGAGAUAAGGCCAGCUCCCAAGCCAGACAUGGAGACCAUCCCUUUGGGGGACCUCCAGGCACGGGCCCUGGCUAGCCUCCGUGUGAACUCCCGCAACUCCUUCGUUUUCAUCCCCAAGCGCAACGCCUCCAGGGCCCCUCUUCCCCAGGGGAAGCAGUUGGUGGAGCUGCCAAAGCCAGAGAUGGGCUGGGCUUCUCAGAGUGAGGAGCUCAGAGCCCAGCUGGUGUCUGGAGGGGAUGAUGUGCCUGCCCUCCCAAGGAGCCCCUCUAGGAUUGAGGUGCAGUGGGCAGCCAAGGAGGGGGGCUGUCCCAGGCCAGCCAUCACCCUCACAGACCGGUCCAUUAGGUGGCAGAGGCCAUCCUCACCGCCCCCAUGCCUACCAGUUACUGCUGAGGCAGAGCCUGCUGAGAGUUUGGGGAUUCCCAGCUGCGCCAAGGAUGAUGGGGAGCAUUCAAGGCCAGGACUGCCCAUCACCUUCAUUGAUGAGGUGGACUCAGAGGAGGAAGCUCCCCAAGAAGCCAAACUACCCUGCUCAGGGGCUGAGGUGCCUCUCCAGUACCACCUGCACCGUGCCAGGCCUGAGUACUCCUCAGAGCUCCAGCAGCGAGGCAGCAACACGUUCACAGUGGUGCCCAAGAGAAAGACGGGGGCCCUGCAGAUGCCACAGUCGGAUCAAGCCAAUGGGGAGCCCCCGCCACGGAAGCCUGAGGAAGAGGAGGCUGGUAGUCUCUCAGGAUCUUUUGCUGCCCUGGGUACCACACUGAAGAAGCGCUACCCUACUGUGCAUGAGAUUGAGGUGAUUGGUGGCUACCUGGCCCUGCAGAAGUCCUGCCUCACCAAGGCUGGUUCCUCAAGAAAGAAGAUGAAGAUUUCCUUUAAUGACAAGAGUCUACAGACCACAUUCGAGUACCCCUCCGAGAGCUCCCUAGUGCAGGAGGAAGAGGUGGAGGCUGAAGAGGAGGAGGAGGAAGAAGGAGAGGAGGGGGAAGAGGAAGACGAGAGACUUGGUUCAGAGGAGAAACCCUUUACCCUCUUCCUGCCCCGUGCCACGUUUGUGAGCGGCGUGGGGCCCGAGAGCCCCUGGCUGCCAGAGGGCAGCUCAGGCCUGUCCAGCUAUACUCCAAAGCACUCCAUGGCCUUCAGCAAGUGGCAGGAGCAGACACUGGUGCAGGCUCCAAGGGAGGCAGAGCCCCCACCCAAGGAGGUCAUGCUCACACCUGCCAGUCAGAACGACCUCUCCGACUUCCGCAGUGAGCCUGCCCUCUACUUCUGACCCCUGUGCUGCCAGGAUGGCCAAGGCUGAGCCCCAGAUGUGGUGACCCUGGGAGCCAGACAGUGCCCAAGAGCCCUACCCUUACUUUGCACCUGUGCCUCUUGGCCCUGCUCACCAGCCCUUCCUUCCUAUGGCCUCAUACCCACGCUGGCCCCAGAAGCAACUGGGUUCCUCCCACUGUCAGGUCAAGUCUUUCUGGGUUUCAUCCUGGAUUUGGGGACUCCAAGGAAGAGCACAAGUGGGGGACUUCUUGUGAGGAGGGCUGGGGUACUGCUGGACAGUGUCUGUCUAUGAUCAGGUAGGGACCUGGGCAGAUUCCAAUCCAGGCUGCCCUCUGUCCUGCCUCCAAGGCUACCUCCCAGCCCUGCUGCUGUGCCUGGCAACUAACGGGCAUGUGGAGGUCAGAGGCUGUCCCAGCUGCUGUCCUUUGCAGGAUUCCUAGCCCCCUGUCCUCAGCUCACAUUCCUACCACGGUGGAGCUCAGCCUACCCUCUGACAGAUGGCAAGUGUUUUCUUGCUUCUGAUGUUGGACUCAAUAAACAACACUGGACAAGGCGG